UUUAGUUGUGCUGAUUCAGGGAGCAGGAAUAUCAACUCUUGGCAUGUGGGCGCAUUAUCGCGAAAAUUCUUCAAUGUACAAACGCACUCCUUCGAGAGAAUCUACAAACAUGACAGAUGUGGAAGAAAACUCAAGUCUUCUAGGAAAUGGCUUGGAGAAAGAAACAUCGAAUCCUUCUUGGAAGCUCUCCUUACCGCAUGUACUUGUGGGGACCCUUUCAUCAUUUCUAUUUGGAUACCAUCUUGGAGUAGUUAAUGAACCACUUGAAAGCAUAUCUGUGGAUCUUGGCUUCAGGGGAAAUACCUUGGCAGAAGGUCUGGUGGUGAGCAUAUGUCUUGGUGGUGCGUUAAUUGGAAGUCUAUUCAGUGGCUGGAUUGCUGAUGCAGUUGGGCGUCGUAGGGCUUUCCAGUUGUGUGCUUUGCCAAUGAUAAUUGGCGCUUCGAUGAGUGCAGCAACAAACAACUUGUUUGGUAUGCUUGUAGGACGGUUAUUUGUUGGGACUGGCCUGGGUCUGGGCCCUCCUGCUGUUGCUCUGUAUGUGACGGAGGUUUCUCCUGCUUUUGUACGGGGUACAUAUGGAGCCUUAAUCCAGAUUGCAACUUGCCUUGGUAUAUUGGGAGCUUUAUUGAUCGGAAUCCCUGUCAAAGAAAUCUCUGGAUGGUAUGAUUUAAAUUUGAAAUCAUGUUAUAUACUUAUUACUAGUCGCAUACUGGCUCUGGGAAUGGUCUUCUGUGCAGAGAGUCCACAUUGGUUAUACAAGCAAGGAAGAAUUGCUGAAGCAGAAGCCACAUUUGAGAGGCUUCUGGGUGCUUCAGAAGCAAAAUUUGCUAUGUCAGAAUUAUCUAAGGUAGAUAGAGGAGAUGACACUGAUACUGUGAAGCUCUCAGAAUUGGUACGGGGUCGUCAUUUUAAAGUUGUUUUUAUUGGGUCAACCCUAUUUGCUUUACAACAGCUAUCUGGUAUAAACGCUGUGUUUUAUUUCUCUUCAACUGUUUUUAAAAGCGCCGGAGUGCCGUCAGAUAUUGCAAAUGGCUGCAUAGGAAUUGCUAAUCUGUUAGGAUCUAUCAUUUCAAUGGUUUUGAUGGAUAAGCUAGGAAGGAAAGUUCUACUUUUCUGGAGUUUCUUCAGCAUGGCUAUAUCGAUGAUGCUUCAAGCCAUAGGAGCAAGUUCAAUCGUGUCAAACCCAGGAGCUUUGUAUUUAUCUGUUGGUGGCAUGUUACUAUUUGUCUUCACAUUUGCUCUUGGGGCUGGCCCAGUUCCAAGUCUUCUCUUACCAGAAAUCUUUCCAAGUCGAAUCAGAGCCAAAGCCAUGGCUAUCUGUAUGUCAGUGCAUUGGGUCAUAAAUUUCUUUGUUGGACUACUGUUCUUGCGGUUGCUUGAGAAACUUGGUGCACAGCUGCUUUACUCCAUCUUUGCCACCUUCUGCGUGAUGGCAGUAAUUUUUGUUAAAAGGAAUGUGAUUGAAACCAAAGGGAAGUCACUUCAUGAAAUUGAGAUUGCACUUCUUCCACAGGACUAGAUCUUACAAAGAUCCAUUCAUUGCUGUAAUUUUGUUUAGUUUUGAGCUGUCAUAGUUUCAGCUGAAAGCAGGAAUUGUGCGUUGUUGUAAUGUAAUAUUGAAAACCAAGAGAGCCUUUAUUAGUGUAUUAUUACCGUAGCAAGUUUUAAUUUCUUAGUAGGGGUUCUCUUUUUACGGCUUACAAAUAAUUAUUAUUCAGUAUUCUGUUUGGAGCUGUGGGAUCUGUAUUCUAGAUCGGUAGAUCCAUGUGUAUAGAAAUCCAUUCACCACAAAAAUACAAAACAAUCUAAUCUUUUUCCAUCCA
This is a messenger RNA of Arachis ipaensis, 1823 nucleotides long. Lineage: Eukaryota; Viridiplantae; Streptophyta; Magnoliopsida; Fabales; Fabaceae. The record is from RefSeq and is a predicted model, not a curated record.